AUGGGCCUGGCCUGGGCCCUGCGCCGCCUUAGCGGCGCCCUGGAGCCAGGGGAGGGCCGCGCCGGCGAUGAGGAGGAGGCCGGGCCGGGGCUGUGCCGCAACGGGUGGGCGCCGUCGCCGGCCGGGCGGCGCCGCGGGCGCUUCGUCAAGAAGGACGGGCACUGCAACGUGCGCUUCGUGAACCUGGGCGGCCAGGGCGCGCGCUACCUGAGCGACCUGUUCACCACGUGCGUGGACGUGCGCUGGCGCUGGAUGUGCCUGCUCUUCUCCUGCUCCUUCCUCGCCUCCUGGCUGCUCUUCGGCCUGGCCUUCUGGCUCAUCGCCUCGCUGCACGGCGACCUGGCCGCCCCGCCGCCGCCCGCGCCCUGCUUCUCACAGGUGGCCAGCUUCCUGGCCGCCUUCCUCUUCGCGCUGGAGACGCAGACGUCCAUCGGCUACGGCGUGCGCAGCGUCACCGAGGAGUGCCCGGCCGCCGUGGCCGCCGUGGUGCUGCAGUGCAUCGCCGGCUGCGUGCUCGACGCCUUCGUCGUGGGCGCCGUCAUGGCCAAGAUGGCCAAGCCCAAGAAGCGCAACGAGACGCUCGUGUUCAGCGAGAACGCCGUCGUGGCGCUGCGCGACCGCCGCCUCUGCCUCAUGUGGCGCGUCGGGAACCUCCGCCGCAGCCACCUGGUCGAGGCCCACGUGCGGGCCCAGCUGCUGCAGCCUCGUGUGACCCCGGAGGGUGAGUACAUACCACUGGAUCAUCAGGAUGUGGACGUGGGCUUUGAUGGUGGCACCGAUCGAAUCUUCCUUGUGUCUCCCAUCACCAUCGUGCACGAGAUCGACUCUGCCAGUCCUCUGUAUGAACUAGGACGUGCCGAGCUGGCCCGGGCUGACUUUGAGCUGGUGGUCAUUCUCGAAGGCAUGGUGGAGGCCACGGCCAUGACCACACAGUGUCGCUCCUCCUACCUCCCUGGUGAGCUGCUCUGGGGCCAUCGUUUUGAGCCAGUCCUCUUCCAGCGUGGCUCCCAGUACGAGGUUGACUAUCGCCACUUCCACCGCACUUACGAGGUCCCAGGGACACCAGUCUGCAGCGCCAAGGAGUUGGAUGAACAGGCAGAGCGGGCUUCCCACAGCCCCAAAUCUAGUUUCCCCGGCUCUCUGGCUGCAUUUUGUUAUGAGAAUGAACUUGCACUGAGCUGCUGCCAGGAGGAAGAGGAGGAAGAGGAGGCCAAGGAGGGGGAUGGGGUGGAGGCAGAAGAUGGGACUGCCAGCCCCCAAGUACUCACACCAACCCUGGCACUGACCCUGCCCCCGUGAUGCCCAGCUGGUGUCUCCCUAUUUGUACCCCUUUCCCAGAGAUAGCAAGAUGGAGAGUUAGGGCCCUCUCCUGGGAUGGGGGCAGGUGUUUCCCAAGCCCGACAGACCUGCUGGGUAAAUUAUUAGCUGGUGAGGUUCUGCCAUGCCUAGUGGACCCACCACAGACAUACUGGGUCUUAAUUCCUCUGCGGCCCAUGCUCCCUCCUAAGACCCCUUUAUCAGCCUGAUUCCUGAGUCUCCCCAGAGCUGAGGGAUCCAGAAUUCUG
Messenger RNA from Neomonachus schauinslandi (Hawaiian monk seal), 1565 nucleotides. RefSeq names its product potassium inwardly rectifying channel subfamily J member 14 (gene KCNJ14). The transcript has 2 exons. Gene Ontology annotation, cellular component: plasma membrane. Gene Ontology annotation, biological process: potassium ion import across plasma membrane; regulation of monoatomic ion transmembrane transport. The coding region runs from base 1 to 1299 and encodes 432 amino acids. Gene Ontology annotation, molecular function: inward rectifier potassium channel activity. NCBI's taxonomy places the organism in Eukaryota, Metazoa, Chordata, Mammalia, Carnivora, Phocidae. The record is from RefSeq and is a predicted model, not a curated record.